ACGUUAUUAUAACGCAUAUAGCGCGUGGUGUAGCAGUACAGUACGCUCGCGACCUGUGAAGUAGGUAACUUAGCUGUCAGUGUCAGUGUUUUUCUCCCCUUUUCCUUGCCCCAGACCCUUUAAUUUCGUCCAAUUUCUUGUUUGUGUUCGACGCUUGCAUUGCGAGACCUUUGCUGGCCGACUCGCGUAUAAGUAGGAUCAGCGAGACAUACAAAAGUACACAGAAUUGAUUUAGAGAACAAAUCGACGUCGGAUAUGCACAAUCCGCAUAAGAGCUGCUAACCUCGAAACGAAUCACACACAGAGAACUGACUGAUCUUGCAAAUUUUUGUGUUGAUUAUCGGCUCAGAUAAUUUUCACAUGCCACACGCUGUAAUUGUGUAGUGUGAAUUCAACGUUCGGUCUAUUUAGUAUCAACAAUGUCGUUGCACGUCAACAAAUAGACUCUCGUACUUUAAUCAAGAUUCGCAUGACAGUUUUGUUCUGUGCCCAACGCGCUACGUUGAGUUCUGCUCGUCGGAAUUGCGCCACGAUUGUUUUGCUCGCGCGCGAUGGACGAAUCGCCCGCAUCACCCAUCGAAGAGGAGCUCAAUGCUGCUGAUGUCUUCUCUCCUGCUCAAGAUGCGGAGCUAAUGGACCAUGAAGAACUCGAACAAAAAUCACUGGAACGUGAACAACCGGAAUCCACUGCAUCAGCCAUCGAACGGACGAUCGACGGCGAUGACAACGAGAGAAGUGACUCGUCCUCUUUUAGCAAACAAGAGGAACGAAGUGACGAACAAAGUGAAAAUUUACCAAAUGUAACAAUUGAGUAUGAUAAUGCGGAGAUUGAUUGGUCUUAUAUGCCAGAUACCGUUCUACUCAGUAUCUUUCAGUAUCUAAGUCCUAAGGAGUUGCUUACUUCUGGUGAGGUAUGCAUGUCUUGGAACAGAGUUUCAAGAGAUGAAAUGUUAUGGAAAAGGCUCUUCUAUCAUACAUACAAAGUUGACCCUAAUGUUGGAAUAAUGCCAGGAAAAACAUCUUGGUUGGGCGAAUUUAAACGUUUAUCCUACCACAUACCUUUAUUGGAAACAGAAACUUUGAGAGAGCAUUGUCAUCAAGUAUUACACGUUAGUUUUUCUCACAAUGGUAAAAUGUUUGCAACUUGUUCCAAAGAUGGAUAUAUUUUGGUAUGGAAUAGUCAACAUCCAGUGUCAAUCAAAUAUCAUCAUGAUAUGAAAUCUUUUAGUUGGAAAUAUACACAAUUUUCUCAGUUUAAUACCUCUGAUACUUUGCUAUUGGUAUCUGGUGUUCACUUUGGUACUCCCCACAGUACAUCUGGUGAAAUUGCUGUGUUUAGAUUAGCAGAGGAUUUUGAACUUCAAUGCCGAGUAGUAAAUAAACCAUAUGAUAUCUUUGGAACUUGGUACAGUGAAAGAUAUCUUCUGAGUGGAGGACUUCAUUGGUUAGCACAUUUAGUAAGUACAAGUAUAUUGUGGUUAAACAAAGCCAACCAAGAAACAGGAAGUGAGCAUGUUCCAAUUAUGAAUCAAUUAUACAGAUUUUACAAUGGAAAUGCAUCUUCUAUAAGAGCAGUUAUGGUAGCAAAUUGUUUGUCACCAAUUGAAACAGACAAUGAUGAUCAUAGUGAAGCAUCAUCUACAUCAAAUCCUUCAGAAGAAAAAGGUAAUCCAGUAAGCCAUAGGGAUAUAUCUUUAGCUUCUACUAGCCAAGAAAGAAAAAGAGAAGAACCAGAAGUUUUACAUCAUGCGUCAUCACGCCUGCAGUACAGUACCCUGGAAGGUGGAUUUAUGAACUGGAAAAAACUUGGUGAUGGAUUUGAGUAUGCCAGCCCAAUUAGAUACAGUCAAGAGUAUAGAGAAGUUGAAAUGGAAAAAGAAAAUGCAGAUAGUGAUAGUGAUAUUGAAUCUAGUCCACAAGAUGAAGAAGAAAGUGAGGAAGAAGAUUCACUAUCUGCAGAUGAGUGCGAUGAUUCAGAUGAUUUAGCUGAUUGCCCUGAAAAAUUCCUCAUAUUUACAACAGGUUCUAAAACAUAUACACCACAUCAAGUUGGUUUUAAAAGAAUAAAACCUGUCACUUUUCCAAGAAGGCUUGAUCCUGGACCAUCUCUUCAAGAACGUUUAGCUCAAAGACAUAGAGAACGCGAAAUGCAAAAUAAUGGUUCCUUUAGGCCUGAACCAAAUUGGUUGGAUUACAAUUCUGUUGCAGAUAAAUUUGAUAAAAUAGAUCAUUUAAUUGACUUACACGGCCACAUUAUUGGAAUGGGUCUUUCUCCAGAUCAUAGGUAUCUAUACAUCAAUUCACGUCCAUGGCCUAGAGGAUAUGUAAUUACAAAUCCUCUGCAACCACCACCAAUAGCUCAAGAAAUAGAUAUUCACGUUAUUGAUUUAGUAACAUUAAAACAAGUUGGCACAAUGCUGAGAGCUCACAAAGCUUAUACACCAAACAACGAAUGUUUUUUUAUAUUCUUAGACGUUUGUAAUGAGUAUGUUGCAAGUGGAGCUGAAGAUAAACAUGGUUAUUUAUGGGACAGACAUUAUGGGGUAUGUUUAUCAAAAUAUCCUCAUUCAGAUGUAGUAAAUUCCGUUGCUUUCAAUCCUCGAGAUCCUGAGAUGCUAGUCACUACAAGUGAUGAUUAUACCAUAAGAGUUUGGAGAAGUAGAUCAAUGGUUAAACAACUUGGUCUCGAUGAAAAAAAUUAUAGAAGAGGAAUGGAAGUGAGAAAACGCCGGAAAUAUCACACAAGCAAUUGCAAUGUUGACUGAUUGAAAACCAUUCAAUUUCCAAUUUAAAAUUCUUCUUUUACUUAUUGCAUAAUUUUAAAACUCAGUUGGAGAAGAAUUUUAAAUAGGAAAUUGAAUGGUGAAGACUUUAUUUAAUAAUGAUUUUUAUUUAUAUAUAAUAGGGUAGUCAGACCAAUCAAUGACCGGGUACCAGUGAAUGACCAU
Trichogramma pretiosum is the source of this 2948-nucleotide messenger RNA. RefSeq names its product F-box/WD repeat-containing protein 5 (gene Fbw5). Bases 552 to 2765 code for a protein of 737 amino acids. NCBI's taxonomy places the organism in Eukaryota, Metazoa, Arthropoda, Insecta, Hymenoptera, Trichogrammatidae. The transcript has 11 exons. Gene Ontology annotation, cellular component: SCF ubiquitin ligase complex; Cul4-RING E3 ubiquitin ligase complex. Gene Ontology annotation, molecular function: protein binding. Gene Ontology annotation, biological process: protein ubiquitination. The record is from RefSeq and is a predicted model, not a curated record.